This is a messenger RNA of Pyrenophora tritici-repentis Pt-1C-BFP, 1623 nucleotides long. RefSeq names its product CypX, Cytochrome P450. Gene Ontology annotation, molecular function: iron ion binding; oxidoreductase activity, acting on paired donors, with incorporation or reduction of molecular oxygen, reduced flavin or flavoprotein as one donor, and incorporation of one atom of oxygen; heme binding. Lineage: Eukaryota; Fungi; Ascomycota; Dothideomycetes; Pleosporales; Pleosporaceae. The record is from RefSeq and is a predicted model, not a curated record.
AUGCACAGCUCUAUCUUAAUAGGCCUCUGGGUCAGCAUCUCUUUCAUCAUCUACAGAAUCGUUGCUUCGAUCAUCACUUCACACCGCCAUGCCGCUAACGCACGCCGACUGGGGUGUCUACCUGCUCCUAAAUUCAAUGAUCAAAUGCCGUUGGACAUAUUCAAUAUCAGAACCGCUGCAAGAAUAAGCAAGGCCGAUAAAGAGCGUCGCGUCCCGCAGUACAUUCAGUCACGCGUCCACAAUGCUUGCGAGGUAGAAGGCAAAACGGUCAGCACAUUCUAUGCAAACUUUAUGGGUAGCGAGGGUAUCUUCACUGUUGAGCCACGGAAUAUUCAAGCCAUCCUAGCGACACAGUUCAAGGACUUUGGACUAGGAGAGCUGAGAAACGAGAGCUUCUCCCCGUUGUUGGGUCGCGGUAUCUUCUCCUCAGAUGGCGAGCAGUGGUCGCAUGCCAGAGCGCUUCUUCGGCCUCAGUUUGCGCGAGACCAAGUUGGCGACUUGAACCUUAACGAAAAGCAUAUGCAACAUAUGAUGCGAGCAUUGCCCAUCAACUCGAACGGCUGGACCGACGUCACCGACAUUCAGCGGCUGUUCUUCCGCCUGACACUGGAUUCAGCGACCGAAUUUCUAUUCGGCGCAAGUGUGGAUUCGCAGCUUGCGGCCUUACCUGGGUACACUUCUAGUAAAGCACCAGGGCCCGUGAGUGAAGGGGAAUUCGCAGUCUCCUUCGACCAAGCACAAAGCACGAUUGCUGCGGGUACCCGACUGGGGAUCGGAUACUGGUUGACGUACGAUAAGCAGUUCAAGAAAAACUGCAAACAGUGUCAUACCUUUAUCGACUUCCAUGUCGAACGUGUGCUUUCUGGGAAGAAGACGAACCAAAAGACGGCGAGUGGAAAAGAAAAGUACGUCUUUCUCGACGCACUUGCAGAGGCUACCCGAGACCCCGCCGAGCUUCGCUUCCAAUCCAUCUCGAUUCUUCUAGCUGGACGCGAUACCACGGCAUCACUUCUUUCGUAUGUCUUCAUGCUACUCUCACAACAUACCGACAUAUAUCAGAAGCUUCGUGCUGUCGUGACGCAACAAUUCGGUACCUACUCCAAACCUCAGAACCUUUCAUUCGAGAAGUUGAAGUCAUGCAACUAUUUGCAGUGGGUUAUGAGCGAGACCCUCCGUCUUUAUCCCGUCGUUCCGUUUGAUACUCGCUGUGCGCUUCGCGACACCACAUUACCCGUAGGUGGCGGCCCAGACGGCACAGCUCCUGUCUACCUAAAGAAGGGCAUGCACAUGGACUACAGCGUUUACGUCAUGCAUCGCCGCAAGGACCUUUGGGGAGAAGAUGCAGGGGAGUUCCGCCCAGAGCGCUUCGAGGGGAGGAAGGGUGGGUGGGAGUUCCUCCCCUUCAACGGAGGACCACGAAUCUGCAUGGGACAGCAAUUUGCUCUGACGGAAGCGGGAUUUGUGAUUGUAAGAAUGGCGCAGAGAUUUGACGAGAUUGAAGGUGUAGGGAAUAGUUGGGAGCCGGUUGAGAGGGGUGGCUGCGGGUAUACCAGGCAUGCUGCGAGCUUAUCUACGUGUCCGGCGGAUGGUGUCAAGGUUAGGAUGAAGGAAGCCAAACAGUAG